UACUUCAUUUAACCCCCCCUUGCACAUGCACUUGCGACCAGAACCAUUGCAGCAGUAAACUCAGUUCUCCAGAAGGUAAUUCGCAGUGCGCACAGUACUUUGCAUCGCUACCUAAGCUGAAGGGUCACCGCAGCGACUUGAUCCCACCCGCCUGCCUCCCGAUCGAUAGCCCACCUAUAGCUUCCGCGAUCAGCGCUUCACACUGACACCAGAACUUCACUUACUACAACUAGUCACCAAUAGCAAACAGGCAAAAAUGAGCUGGGAGGAGCCAUAUCAGACGGAAAAGGCGUCGAGGCAUUUAUCGACAAAUACAAGAAGCGCUGGGAUAUCCUUACUUUGGCCCAGCCAACCCUUCUCAACUCAUGACUUCGCAUUAAAAGGAUCGUCUCGUAAGCUGGAAAUAAUUUCCACAGAAGCUCUGGAGGGCAGUUACAAUGACGAGUUUUUCGGCACAAUUUUUGUUACCUCUGACAGCCAAACUACCAAGGCGAGGCGCAUUACCAAGCUUCGGACAGUUCUCCAAGACCUCAAUCAUACAUUCAUUCAUAUACUGAUAACCCAAGAUCGUCAAAAGUUCCUCUAAGGUAUUGGAGAUGUGGCUCGCACGAGAUCUGAG
This is a messenger RNA of Truncatella angustata, 619 nucleotides long. RefSeq lists its product as uncharacterized. NCBI's taxonomy places the organism in Eukaryota, Fungi, Ascomycota, Sordariomycetes, Amphisphaeriales, Sporocadaceae. Bases 257 to 586 code for a protein of 109 amino acids. The transcript is spliced from 2 exons. The record is from RefSeq and is a predicted model, not a curated record.